Molecule: messenger RNA, 1653 nt
Organism: Synchytrium microbalum
Lineage: Eukaryota; Fungi; Chytridiomycota; Chytridiomycetes; Synchytriales; Synchytriaceae
Exons: 5
Coding region: 1-1653 (550 amino acids)
Biological process (GO): glycolipid translocation; dolichol-linked oligosaccharide biosynthetic process
Cellular component (GO): endoplasmic reticulum membrane
Source: RefSeq, a predicted model, not a curated record
AUGUCGCAGGAGAGGAUCGGCCGCAAAGUUGAGGCCAAAGAUGACACUGACAAGACCUUGAGCGCAUCACUACAAGGCGCAGGAUAUCUAGUAUUGUUACAAUUAUCCACUCGGGCUGCAUCCUUUAUACUCAACCUGAUCUUGCUCCGGCUCACUUCUUCACGUGUACUGGGCGUGGUAUCCGUCGAGCUCGAACUGAUAUUAUCUACCAUUCUCUUCCUGUCACGAGAAGCUGUGCGCAUGGCUACACUCCGUGCUUCGUCGUCGUCUUCAUCAACAUCAGACAAGUCAACCGAGUCAGACAAGGAUAAAGUUUUGCAACGUGUAGUUAAUAUGUCAUAUGUCAGUAUUGCAGCGGGAUGUACUCUCAUCCUGAUCGUAUUAGUAUCGCAGGUAGCUCUCCAUCGUCAGCAUAUGUAUGUCGCUGUAGGUCUAUACUGUUUCGGUGCCUUCCUGGAGCUCCUGAGUGAGCCAAUGUAUGUCGUCACUCAACUCAAGCUCCAAUAUAAUGUCCGUGUCAGAGCUGAGGCUACUGCUUGUGUGAUCAAGUCACUGGCGACACUGGCUAUCAUAUACGGCCUUUCAUUGUACGGCUCUAUCACUGAAGGUUCGGCUAUCAUCGCCUUCGCAGCAGCUCAGAGUGUUAAUGGUCUAGUCCUUCUGUCGUCCUAUUGGUACAGUGUUGGCAAGUUUCUUACUCCUAAAAAACUUGAAUCAAACAAGUACUUGGAUUAUAACAUGCUUCAGCUGUCUUUCGCCUUUGCUAUGCAAUCCAUAAUCAAACACCUUCUCACAGAAGGAGACAAGAUUGUAUUGGUUGGGAUGGCCAGUGCUGACGAUAUGGGCGUCUAUGCAUACGUACUAAACUAUGGAUCACUCAUUGCUCGUAUUCUCUUUUCACCAAUUGAGGAGACUAUGCGUAACUACUUCUCGAAAACCUUGAACACCGGGACUAGCCAGCAAGCGAAGUCAAUACGCUCCGUCAUAUCAAUUGUAGUACUACUACUCAAAACACACAUAAUCAUUGGGAUGGCUUUCAUCUUCUUUGGAACAACCUACUCAUCAGCAUUAGUAUCGAUACUGGGAGGCCGACAGUGGAUUCUAACAUCUGCACCACUUGCUUUUGCAGCCUUCUGUCUGUUUGUCCCGUUCAUGGGUGUAAACGGUAUCACUGAAGGCUUCAUGCAAAGUGUAGCCUCCGAAAAACUCCUUCACGCCCAGACUCUUCAAAUGAUAGCUCUAUGGCUGAUAUUCUUUGCCAGUGGCUGGGUAUUCGUAGGUUGGAUGAAAUGGGGUGCUGUGGGUCUGAUAUUUGCCAAUAUGGUUAAUGUCGGUAUGAGGAUUUAUAUGUCAUCCGCAUUCAUCAAAGGAUAUAUCCACGAUAUGUCUAAAAAGGUCGAUGAUCCUUCGUUGGAGCGUAUCUGGAGCUUGAAGACGCUCGUGCCAAGAAACCUGACGUUUUGGGUCUUGUGUGGUGUCAGCUGGGUCAUCACAGUAUGGUCUGAAGGAAAUAUUGGUAUUUCAAGUAUACGACAUCUUAUCGCCCACAUUAGCGUGGGUGUAGUAUGUUUUGUCAUUACCUUUGCUGUUGGGGUGAAGAGUGAGGAGGAGCACUUCAUGAAACUCAAAUCGUUCUUCCAGGGCCGCAAUUAG